This is a messenger RNA of Emys orbicularis (European pond turtle), 1827 nucleotides long. RefSeq names its product interferon-inducible GTPase 5-like. Gene Ontology annotation, cellular component: membrane. NCBI's taxonomy places the organism in Eukaryota, Metazoa, Chordata, Testudines, Emydidae. Bases 1 to 1827 code for a protein of 608 amino acids. Gene Ontology annotation, molecular function: GTP binding. The transcript is spliced from 2 exons. The record is from RefSeq and is a predicted model, not a curated record.
AUGAACGAAGCCCCAGGCCCCGACAUGCUCCCGCAGCCCCCGGUGGACACCUCGCCGGGCUCCCCGGACCGGGGCGACGUCUCGGUGGUGAUCGUGGGGGCGCCGGGCUGCGGCAAGUCGGCCCUGCUCAACGCCGCGCGGGGCCUGGCAGAGGAUGACGCCCGCGCGGCCCCGCUGGGGGCCCCGGCGAGCUCCGGGGGGCCCGUGCUGUACCCCGACCCGGCCCGGCCCAACCUGCUGCUCUGGGAGCUGCCCCUGACAGAGUGCGAGGGGACGGAGCGCUGGCUGGCCGAGGGGGACGUGGUGCUCCUGGCCACCGACGGGCUAUUCGGUGCCAGCCAUGCCCGCCUGGCCCAGGAGGCCCGUGGCGCCGGCAAGACGGUGCAUUUCGCCCGCACCAAGGCCGACCUGGACCUGCACACCCUCCGGCGGCUCCUGGGAGAGCGCUACGACUGGGCCCGGGCCCUCGACGCCCUCCGGGCCGCCUGCACCCAGUCCCUGGCGGCCCAUGGCCUCGGGGAGCCUCCGCCUGUCGUCUUCCUCGUCUCCAGCCACGAGCCCCAAGAGCUGGACGGUCCCCUGCUGCGCCAGGCUCUGGUGGGAGACGUCAGGGUGUACGAGAGGGUGCUGCGCCCGACGCUCUCCGGCUUUGAGCAGAUCAGCGAGCGGGAGGUGGCUGAGAUCCAGGAGGCGUACGAACUGGGCGGCCUGGCGGAGGUGGUGACCCGGGUCCAGUGCAGCCUGGAGACCCUGUGGAACGCCCGGCUGGAUGUGGCCGUCACCGGGGAGUCGGGGGCCGGCAAGUCCACCUUCGUCAACGCCCUGCGAGGCCUGAGCGACGAGGACGAGGGGGCGGCCCAGACCGGCGUGACCGAGACCACGGCCCAGCCCACGGCCUACCCCUACCCCGGCUACCCCAACGUGACGCUGUGGGACCUGCCGGGCAUCGGCACGCCCAGCUUCCAGGCCGACCGCUACCUCGAGGCCGUGGAUUUCACUCGCUACGACUUCUUCAUCAUCCUGGCCUCGGAGAGGUUCAAGGAGAACCACGUCCGCCUGGCCCGGGCCAUCGUGGAGCAAGGCAAACGCUUCUACUUCGUGCGCGCCAAGGUAGACAACGAUCUGGAGGCCACGCGGAGGAGGAAGAACCCGCCCGAGGAAGAGGAGGUGCUGGAGGAGAUCAGGAGGGACUGCCGGGAACGGCUGGGCCAGGCCGGGCUGGGCGACGCCAAGGUCUUCCUCCUCAGCAGCUUCGAGAUGGAGAAAUACGACUUCCAGGCCUUCGAGGACACCUUGGAGCGAGAGCUGCCCGGGCACAAGCGUCACGCCUUCCUCCUCUCCCUGCCCAACCUCUCGGGGGCCAUCAUCGAGAAGAAGCGGCAGCUGCUGCACCAGGAGGUCUGGAAGGUGGCCUUGGUCUCCAGCCUGGUGGCCGCCGUGCCCUUGCCGGGGCUGGCCUUCACCUGCGACGUCUCCAUCCUGCUGAGGAAGCUGGCCGCCUACCGGCAGGAUUUCGGGCUGGACGCGGCCUCCCUGGCCCGGCUGGCGGAGAGGGCCGGGAAGCCGCUGGAGGCGCUGCGGGCCGAGGUGCGCAGCGUGCUCGGGCGCAGCAUCAACAAGGAGGUGGUGAUCGGGCUGCUGGGGAAGGCCACCGGCGGGGGCUUGGUGGUGGUCAACUUCUUCUUCCACCGGAUCCCCAUCUACGGGGCGCUGGCCUCCGGGGGCAUCUCCUUCCACACCACCUACUCCAUGCUCAGCCUGUGUCUGGAGGAGCUGGCGGCCGACUCCCAGCGGGUUCUCGUCAAGGCCUUCGACAGCGAGGUCUGA